ACUGAAGUGGCGGUGUUGUAAUAGGCCCCGAGAAGUGUGACUUGACUCGUCACUGGCUCAAGGUUCUUGUGGCCGAUUUCAAUUUUCCAUCGGAGCCUUUUGAUAAAAGAAGGAAUAUUACAAUGGGCGAAGAAGUGCCCAGCUGGGAACUGCAGAGGGCCAAGAACGACCCCAAAACUUUGGUGUACACCAGGAGGAGGGGGUAUGACAUUACCAGGAACCCGCAUCUCAACAAGGGCAUGGCCUUUACAUUGGAGGAGAGGCUCCAACUGGGCAUCCAUGGCUUGCUGCCUCCCUGUGUUCUGAGCCAGGACGUUCAAGUCCUCCGGGGGCUGAGGAGCUACGACAUGAUAAAAGACGAUCUUGAUCGGUACAUUUUCCUCAUGGCCCUCCAAGACCGAAAUGAGAAGCUUUUCUACAAGGUACUGACGUCAGAUAUUGAGAGAUUCAUGCCGGUAGUUUACACACCCACUGUAGGCCUGGCUUGCCAACAAUACGGACUGGUAUUUCGCAGACCAAGGGGUCUUUUUAUUACUAUCCAUGACCGAGGCCACAUUGCUACAGUGUUGAAGUCCUGGCCUGAAAAUGAUAUUCGGGCCGUUGUUGUCACUGAUGGGGAACGUAUUCUGGGUCUAGGUGACCUUGGGAGUUAUGGAAUGGGCAUACCAGUGGGUAAGCUGGCAUUGUACACGGCAUGUGUUGGAGUGAAACCCCAGCAGUGUUUACCCGUGAUGCUAGACGUUGGCACCAACAACGAGGAGUUGCUGAAAGAUCCUCUGUACAUUGGACUAAGGCACAAAAGAAUAAGAGGUCAAGAAUAUGAUGAUCUUGUGGACGAGUUUAUGCAGGCAGUGACUGAGAGGUAUGGUCAAAACUGCCUCAUUCAGUUUGAGGAUUUUGGUAACGCCAAUGCAUUUCGUCUGUUGAACAAGUACUGUAACAAAUACUGCACCUUCAACGAUGAUAUCCAGGGGACAGCGGCAGUGGCCAUGGCGGGCAUACUGACAGCUCUCCGCAUCACGAAGAACAAGCUGUCAGAACACAAGUUCUUGUUCCAAGGAGCUGGUGAGGCUGCCCUGGGAAUAGCAAACCUGCUUGUGAUGGCCAUGGAGAAGGAAGGGCUGACUCAACAGCAAGCUGUGUCGAAAAUCUGGUUGGUUGACUCUAAAGGCCUCAUUGUUCAGGGACGUGCCAAUCUGUCUGAGCAAAAAUUACAAUUUGCUCACCCGCAUCCUGAAGUGAGCAACCUGGCUGAUGUGAUCCGGGAUCUCAGACCUACUGCCCUUAUAGGUGCUUCUGCCAUUGCGGGUGCAUUUACUGAGCAGAUCAUCAAAGACAUGGCAAGCUUCAACAAGCAUCCAAUUAUAUUUGCUCUCAGCAAUCCAACCAGCAAAGCAGAGAGUACCGCUGAGCAAUGCUAUCAGCUGACUGAGGGCCGGGCAAUAUUUGCAAGCGGAAGUCCAUUUAACGCAGUCACAAUGUCAGAUGGCCGCGUGCUGUAUCCGGGCCAGGGAAACAAUGCCUAUGUGUUUCCUGGAGUGGCACUUGGGGUCAUAGCCUGCGGCAUGAGGCAUAUCAGUGAUACCAUCUUCCUCAUUGCAGCAGAGGCUUUAGCAGAACAGGUUCUUGAAGAACAUUUGGCUGAAGGACGCCUAUACCCUCCGCUUAAUUCUAUCCAAAAAGUUUCCCUGAACUUGGCAGUGAAGGUUGCCGAAUAUGCUUUCAGAAACGGAAUGGCAUCUGUGUACCCUGAGCCCGAAGACAAACGUUCUCUGAUCAGCUCCCUCAUGUACAGCACGGAUUACGACAGUUUUGUCAUUGAUUCUUACACUUGGCCAGAGGAAGCAUCAAAGAUUCAAACAGUCAAAAUUUAAAAACAGUAUCCCUAGCAUUCAGGAUUUUUAGAGAGGGCUGCUUGGUUAACCUUUCAGGGAAAUUAAUCAGUGGAUUAAAUGUUAAAGUUUGUAGUAUGGUGCGCCUAUUUAGGUUUUUUUUCAUGGUAUAAAUAUAGCUCUUCUGCAACUAAAUACGUUUCUUCCUGUGCCAGAAAGAAUUCUUUCAUUUCUGUUUUUCUUGCUGAACGUAUCCGAACCGCAGUCAGUAAUCUUCAAUUUCAUUCGUUAAUGACUUAUGCAGGACAUUACCCUAAUGUCCUUACCACAAGGACAGAUUGGUGAUGGGCCAUUCCAUAUGCUGGAAUGAUCUAACACUGGUACUCAAAAUUUGGCCAGUCCAGUUGAUGAUAUCACUAGGCAAUGCUAACAAUCAUAACCUUCAGAAUGUUAAUGACUUGAAAUACUGUUAGAAACCUUGAGUCCAGUAGGGUUGGCAGCAAUGGAGGCACAAGCAGAUCCAGGUGAGUUGGGGUUCUCUGCACCAACCUUUGUGACUGUACAUUAAAACUUCAUGUGGUAAGAGUCCUUCCCAGAAUCAGACAGGGUUUGCCUUUGUAAACGGUUGUAACCUGAACAAUGAGCAGGGGAACAGUGGUGAUACAGGAAAGCACCACCCAACAUACACAAAAUGCUGGUGGAACACAGCAGGCUAGGCAGCAUCUAUAGGAAGAAGCACUGUCAAUGUUUUGGGCCGAGACCCUUCGCCAGGACUCACCAUCCAUGUCUGUCCAGUUAGGAAAAGUUCAAAAAAACUCAGAAGAUUUUUUGUACAGUCCGGAAUGAAAGCUGAUGUCCGUUCAGACUCUGCUAGUAAACCAUAGACUGCCCACUUCCCUCAGCCCUUUGCUCUAAUUCCUGUGUUACCACCAAGCCCCUCAUCGUCUCAGGACUUGUAUAGGGUACCAUUCUCACAGUGCCCUUGAAGGUCGUUUCCAUGCUCCCUGUUCAGAUAGCCUAACAGCCUCUUCCAAGAUGCAGUGGUUGGGAAACUUGUAUCCAAUUUACAUUUCUGACUUAGUCAUAAAAGCCAUGUGAGUCUCCUCUCUGCUCCCAGAUGGCCUCCUCACCCUCCACCCCCAGACCCUCCUAUUUAAUCUUAAAGAAAGCACAGGUAGUAUCUUUGCAGUAUGAAUGGAAAGGAAAAUGUUGAUGGGUAUUAGGUACUGCUGCUGUGCAGAAGAGUGAAUUAGACAUGGUAAUUUUGCUUUGGGUGAUAGCUAGAAUCACAACUUUAAUGGCCAUCUAUUUUGAAGACACCACUGUCAACACUUAUCAGGAAUUUAAGUUGAAGGUUUAUCAACAAAGCAUUAAAUUGAUUAUUUUGUUCAAAAUCAAAGCUUAAUUCAUAUUCAUCUUGCUACAAUUUAUUUCUGCAAAAAAAAAUCAGUGGAAAAUAAACUUGAGGGAAUGGAUUUGGUUUAAUAUAGAAUACUUUUUUUCUGUACUACGUGUGGCAAAUUCAAGGUUGUAUUAAAAUCGGCAUAUUGCAUCUCA
Messenger RNA from Hypanus sabinus (Atlantic stingray), 3389 nucleotides. It is a transcript of the gene me1, whose product is annotated as malic enzyme 1, NADP(+)-dependent, cytosolic. Bases 123 to 1874 code for a protein of 583 amino acids. Lineage: Eukaryota; Metazoa; Chordata; Chondrichthyes; Myliobatiformes; Dasyatidae. Gene Ontology annotation, cellular component: mitochondrion. Gene Ontology annotation, molecular function: malate dehydrogenase (decarboxylating) (NAD+) activity; NAD binding; malate dehydrogenase (decarboxylating) (NADP+) activity. Gene Ontology annotation, biological process: malate metabolic process; pyruvate metabolic process. The transcript is spliced from 14 exons. The record is from RefSeq and is a predicted model, not a curated record.